Neocloeon triangulifer is the source of this 1432-nucleotide messenger RNA. RefSeq lists its product as uncharacterized. Bases 151 to 1431 code for a protein of 426 amino acids. The record is from RefSeq and is a predicted model, not a curated record. The transcript is spliced from 2 exons. NCBI's taxonomy places the organism in Eukaryota, Metazoa, Arthropoda, Insecta, Ephemeroptera, Baetidae.
GCGUAUGCAACAGCUGAUAAAACUAAAGCCCGCGCACUCUUUUCGCGUGUCUUAUAAAUCUUUGAUGUUCUCUCCCAGAUAGCUAACAAAUAUAUUACAUUGUCUCGCCAAACAAAUUACUUGAGUGUCCCGUCCUACCUGGGUACAAAAAUGACGGAUUCUGAGUCAUCAGACGAUGAUUAUACCUCUGAAGUGGCCAAUGAGGCAUUGAAGUUGAUUCAAACGGCAAAUCAUCUCAUAGAACUAGGCUAUCAAGAAGAAGAAAUUAGCAACAAAAGGAAAGCUGCUGUGGCAAAGCUGCAGAAGAAAAAACUGCGCCUUCUUUUCAACGUCAAACAAGCUUUGGAUGGACGAGGAAAAAGUCGUUCGAUUUGGAUCCAAGCUGAAUUGAAUGGUGGCACAGGUUACUGGGAACAGGUCAUGCCUCACCUUUGUGACGAACGUUUCCAAAAGGCAUUCCGUCUAUCAAAAACAUCUUUCUAUGAACUUGUCGGCGAAUUAAAGCCGUUUAUGGAGAAGACAGAUACCAACUUUCGGAAAGCAAUUCCCAUGGAUAAAAGGGUGGCUAUAGCUAUUUACUGCCUUAAAAGCACUUGUACACCCGAAGAUGUGUCAAACAUUUUCAGGGUUGGAGUUAGCACUGUGUCAGAAAUACUUCAUGAAUUUUGCCAUUAUGUAAAUGAAAUCCUUUUAAAAAGAUAUGUCAAAUUCCCUGGGACCCAAGAGGAAAGAAAAAAAAUUGUGGAAGAUUUCAUGACUUUGUGGCAGUUUCCCAAUACUUUUGGUGCCAUUGAUGGAACGCACAUACCAAUAAUUGCUCCUUCUGAGAACCCGGAAGACUAUUGGAAUUAUAAAAGCUAUCAUUCCAUUGUUGUCUUAGCAGCCGUAGAUGCAAAGGGUUGUUUCAUAUACGCGAAUGUUGGCCGCCCGGGAAAAGCAAAUGAUGCUGGCAUUUUCAAUGAUACCUCACUCAAAGAAUCUCUUGUAAACCAGAUAGGUAUUGAUCAUAAUUUACAUAUGAUAGGUGACGGCGCGUUCCCCUUGAUGCAAAGCUUGAUGAAACCCUUUCGAAUUCGCCCUGGAAUGCCUCUAAUGGAAGAGAACUUUAACAAACGUCUUAGUAGGGCUCGUGUUAUUGUCGAGGAUGCUUUUGGACGCCUGAAAGGACGCUUUCGAUUACUUGCAAAAAGAGCAGAUUAUAGUGUAUUAAAUAUGAUUAAUAUUGUAAACGCUUGUCUCGUUCUGCAUAACUUUUGUGAAAGUAAGAAACACAGGUACUGGUCAGAAUGGGAUGAUAAACUCAAGGAAUUGUUGAAAAAGUACCCCCAACCACCUAAUGCUGAUGCAAAAAAUACCCCUAGCUCACUUGCCGUGGCAAAACGUUUAAAAUUAGCUGAAUGUCUUGCAUCUGAUUAUGUCUCAUAUGAAUAAA